CUGGAUGGAGUUCGAAGUACUGGAGUUCAAGAAGGAGGCUCAGCAGUCGCUGGACGAGGUUCGCUAUGCACUCAGCGAGGGUUGGGUCAGCGAGCGGCUGGAGAGCUCCAGCCAGUACGCCUACCUGAACCUCACUACUCGCGAGGGACAGGAGUACUGCGUGCGACUUUCAGGACGAGGGUUCCAGGUGGUAGGUCGUUCUCAUGACGAGGUGUCUGGAGAGGAGGGGGGGACGUGGGAGACGGUGUAUUCCCUACUCAACUGCAUCAGUCCUAGUUACAGUUCCUCUUUCAGUGCCAGACUAGCUGACCGACUCAACAGAUUACAGCCAUCUGCAGAAAGACCUGAACAGAAUGACUGAUGAAACAUUAUGGACAUAGUAAUGUGGGGUAGUGUGUGAGAAAUGAUUGAUGUACAGUGAUUGAUGAUGAGGUCCACUGGUAGAUGAACAGUUGCGGUGUAUAUACUAUGAUAGAGCUGCUGUUAUGAGGUAGUGUGGUAGUGUGUGUUGCUAGUCGUCAGGUCCGAGGCCAAAGACGGCGUCCAGAUCAAACCAGGCAGUACCUGCUGCUG
This is a messenger RNA of Geodia barretti, 573 nucleotides long. The record is from the annotation of a GenBank genome assembly. Lineage: Eukaryota; Metazoa; Porifera; Demospongiae; Tetractinellida; Geodiidae.